This is a messenger RNA of Aspergillus terreus NIH2624, 1749 nucleotides long. RefSeq names its product cytochrome P450. The transcript has 2 exons. NCBI's taxonomy places the organism in Eukaryota, Fungi, Ascomycota, Eurotiomycetes, Eurotiales, Aspergillaceae. The coding region runs from base 1 to 1749 and encodes 582 amino acids. The record is from RefSeq and is a predicted model, not a curated record. Gene Ontology annotation, molecular function: monooxygenase activity; iron ion binding; oxidoreductase activity, acting on paired donors, with incorporation or reduction of molecular oxygen.
AUGUUGAUCAGCCUCGAUGGGAGCUGCAUACUUGCCGCAGCCUAUAUCUUGGGCAUUGGUUUGCACCAAACAAUCUUUCGAUACGGGGAGUGGGACCUGCAUUCGUUCAAGAUACUAGUCGCCUUCAGUGUUGUCCCGAUAUUCUUGGGGACGUUUCUCCAAAGUUUCCAUCUUCCCUCAAGGGGGAAAACGACCUGGGAAAGCCUUGAAUACUCGUCUGUGUUAGUCUUCAUCGCAAUUUGUGGUAUAUUUUCGAGUAUUUCUGUCUACCGGGGUUGGUUUCACAGACUGAACGAAUUCCCUGGUCCUUUUUUGGCUCGAUUUUCCACCUUCUACAUGACGUUUGUCAACAUAGCAGAAGCUAGAGGUUUCAAAACUACUCAAGCACUUCACUCCAAGUAUGGAGAUAUUGUCAGAGUCGGCCCCAGGGAGCUGUCUGUUGCCAAUCCAGAAGCUUUCCGUGCGAUUCACCUAUCAUCGUCCUGUGGAAGAGGACCGUGGUACAAUGUGACUGCUCCUAUGAUUUCCUUGCAAAUGGAGCGCGAUGUGAAAAGACACGGGGAGAGACGCAGAGCCUGGGAUAAGGCAUUUGAUAAUCGGGGUAAGCCAGAUUCCCAAACUUACAAGAAGAACAAACAGCUUAGAGCUAUGCUAAUUCCGAUGUGUCUGUCAGCCCUGGGCGAUUAUAUGACUCGUGUAAACGCUCACACCGAAAAUUUCUGUGCCGCAAUAGAGGACAGUGUGAAGAACAACACCUCACUCAACGUGACCAAAUGGAUACAUCUCUACAGUUUUGAUAUUAUGGGAGACCUAGCCUUUGGAAGCAGCUUUGACAUGCUUCAGAGCGGCACCUUCCAUUACUUUUUCAACUUGACGCACAAGACUCUGGAACUGAUUGCUAUAUUUAGUCGACUGGUCUGGCUAUUUCCCGUGGUCAAGGCGGUUCCAUUCCUCAGUAACGACUACAAGUCGUUUCGUAAGUGGGUCGGUUCUCACGUUCAAAGGCGCAUUGCAGUUCCACCGCCCGUAAGGGAUAUUUUCUCAUGGAUUCUUAACGACUAUCAGCGAAAGCAAAAUCCUUCAUGGCAGGAUACUGAGAAUCUUUACGGCGACGCAUCGCUCAUUGUCAUUGCGGGAAGCGAUACUGUCGCGGGUACUUUGAUCUGUCUUUUGUAUCAUUUGGCUUCUAGCCCGGAUGUAUGCAAGAAGCUAAGGGACGAAUUGCAUUCCUGUGCAAAGGAAAGAGCCGAUACGGAAUUGAGGCCUGACGAGCUUGCUAAGCUUCCUUAUUUACAGGCUUGUAUCGAUGAAACUCUCCGUCUUUGGCCAGCUGUUGUGGACGGGCUGCAACGAGAGACGCCCCCUGAAGGUCUGACAAUUGGCACCGAGAAAAAGAGCACUUGGAUUCCUGGAAAUGUGAUCAUCAAAACGCCUUCAUAUACUCUCUGUCGAGAUCCACGAGCGUUUUCUCGGCCUGAUGAGUUUAUACCUGAGCGCUGGACGACUGAACCAGAGCUCAUACUCGAUGCAUCUGUUUACGCACCUUUCUCUCUUGGGCGUUUCUCCUGUGUUGGUAAGCGGCUAGCAAUGGUGAUGAUGAGGCGAUUCAUCAGUUCCAUAAUUCUGCGCUAUGAACUGGAGGUUCUGUUCAAAUCAGCUCAAGACGCCUUCGAACGGCAGGUGAAAGAGUAUUUUACUCUAACUCCUCCUGACUUGCAAAUUCGUUUCAUCAAGGGACAGAAGGGAUGA